Eruca vesicaria subsp. sativa (arugula) is the source of this 1296-nucleotide messenger RNA. Lineage: Eukaryota; Viridiplantae; Streptophyta; Magnoliopsida; Brassicales; Brassicaceae. The record is from the annotation of a GenBank genome assembly.
AUGUGUAUUGAUAAUUAUCCCCCCGGAACCGAAUCAGAGUCCGAUUCACCGAAACACAGCGACGAACAACACGAAGAUCGAGAUCAAUCCAAUCCAGAACACGAAGACGACGACGACAGCGGCGGAGGAUGGAGCUUCGGUGGUCUGAUGAAAACCAUAGCCGACAGAUCCGAGUCAGUGAUCGAAACCUACCGACGAGAUCUAGAAGAGUUCGGGACAGGUCUGAAGAAGGAAAUCGAAGUCGCGCAGGGAUCGCUUGGCACCGUGGGACACGCCUUUGACGAAUUUGGGAACACCGUCUUAAAAAGUACGGCUGAGAUCAUCGCUCAAGGCAAAGAAGCCAUCUUAACGGCUGGUAACGAAUCUGAUUCUUCUGAUAACAGUACUAGCUUUGGUCGUCGUGAUAGCUUUAGCCACUCGAAGCCGUAUAGUCGUUUCGAUGCUCAGGUUCGAGCAGUUCAGGGAGAUCUCAGUACUUACAGUGAAGAGCCUGAGGAUUCAGAUGAUUACAACAAGUGGGAAUCUGAGUUUUCUCUGGGAGAUAAAGCUGAGGAGAUGGAGAGAUUGUUGUUGGAGGGAGAUAUGAGAGGAGUGUAUAAGAGGGUUGUUCCUAAUGUGGUUGAUCAUGACACGUUUUGGUUUCGGUAUUUCUAUAAGGUUUAUAAGCUCAAGCAAGCUGAAGACUUGAGGGCUAAUCUUGUGAAACGAGCCAUUUCUUUGGAUGAUGAGGAAGAGUUGAGCUGGGAUAUUGAUGAUGAAGAGGAGAGCAGCGAGAUUGUUGUUGAAGGCGCUGUCAAAGAUGUUUCAAGAUUGAAACUUGAAGGGAGUGAUGAUGUGGGUAGUGGAGAUGUGAGCAAGACUGUUAAAGAUGAUCAAGUGAAAAGCGCUGAGUCAGUGACUGAAGUGAGCAAUGUUAGUUCUGAGGAGAAGAAGGAAACUGGUAAUGAGCAAGCUCCAGAAUCAAAACCAGUUGUUGAUGCUGCUACUACUACUCCUCCUCCUGCAUCUGAUGAGGCUCCAAUCCAGGAUGCAGUCAAACCAGAAGCUGUUACCAAAUCCGAUGAGAGUGCUCCAUCACAGAACUCAGCUAAACCAGAUGGUUCAUCAACUCAAGAAGAGGAUUUGGGAUGGGACGAGAUUGAGGAUAUGAGCAGCAUUGAUGGAAAGGAAACGAGUCGUUCCAGUCCAAACAGAGCUGAGCUGCGUAAACGCCUGAGUGCUGCAGAGGAAGAUGAAGACUUAAGUUGGGACAUUGAAGAUGAUGAUGAUGACGAACACUCAUCAUCAAAACCUUAA